Messenger RNA from Porites lobata, 1749 nucleotides. The record is from the annotation of a GenBank genome assembly. Lineage: Eukaryota; Metazoa; Cnidaria; Anthozoa; Scleractinia; Poritidae.
AUGGAUCGCCUUCUUCAACCAGUAGUAGGAGACAAUGGGCAAGAAAAAUUUUGUGUGGAGAUGAUGAAACGCCUCAAAAUUCAGCGAAGGAAUGAACAUCUCUGCGAUGUGAUUCUAGAAGUUGGUUCCGGCGACCAUCAAGCUCGUUUGAAAGCCCAUAAAAUCGUGUUAUGUGCGGCGAGUCCGUUCUUUUACAAUGCGCUAAACAUUGACAUGACAGAAAAGAAAGAAGGAGUGAUCAAACUGGAACAAACGAGCAAGGCUGUAAUGGAAGAUGUGUUGGAAUAUCUCUACACGGGACAUGUUGACAUCAAUGAACAUAAUGUCUUUGACUUGUUGCAAUCAGCAGAUUUUCUUAUUGUCCCAAGUUUGAAGUUGGCAUCAGUAGAGUUCAUCUCUGAAACGCUGUCUUCCUCGAACUGUUUAAUGGCUUAUUAUUCCGCCAGCAGGUACCAGUGUCCGGACUUGCAAAGACAAGCAAAGGAUUUUAUCUUCGCAAAUUUCAUGAGUGUCACAGAAUCGGCUGAUUUUCAGAACUUAACGGGAGAAGAGGUUGAAGAGUGGAUUUCAAGCGAUGAAAUCCAAAUAAACGGCGAAGAAGACGUCUUUCAGGUGAUCUUAAAGUGGAUGGAGGGACGUGAUCAUAAAGAAGGCGAAGUAUUUUUUGAAUUGUUUCGUCACGUUAGAGUGGUGUACAUGUCACGCAACUUUGUCUUUAAGGUUGUUUUUAGUCAUCCUUUGGUAAAAGACAGUGCAAUAUGCACAGAAUUUGUAUUAAGUGCACUGAAAGAGGUUUCAAGUGGCAGUGAAGAUUGUUAUUUUGCCAAGCCACCAAGGAAAUGCCUUAACAAUUGCGAAGAUGGGCUUGUUAUCUGUGAAGGAAAUAAGACGUAUUGCUACAUUCCUUCAAUUAACAGAUGGUACAAGAUGGCGGACAUGGUACCAGGAGAAAAUAUGGCUGGCAACAGAAUGGUUGCUUGUCAUGGAAAAGUGUACAUGAUGAGAAAAAAAGAUGGUAUCAAAUGUGCACUGGAACGUUAUGAUCCAUCAGUAAACUCUUGGACACCUGUCAUCUCACUCCCAUCAUUGAUGCAGAAUUCAACACAUCUAUGUUGGGGUGUAGUUAACUUCCAAGGUUGUCUCUAUUUCUUUGGUGGAGCGAGUGACUGUAUACAUAAGUAUAAUCCUGAUACAAAGCUGUGGCAGGAGGUAGCACCAAUGAGUGUCGCUAGGUGGGGUGUGUGCGCUGUUGCAGAUGAAAGUUCUUUGUAUGCAAUAGGAGGCAUGUCUGGUGAUGGAGUGCUGGACUUGGUGGAAAAAUAUGACCCUGAAAGAAACUCUUGGAAUAGAGUUGCUUCAACUGCUGAAAGAAAGAUGCUUUCUUGUGGCGCUAUUGUGAAAGAGAAAGUGUUUUUGUUUGGAGGAUUCUUGGGUGGCAAUGGAAAUGAACCUCAACUCUCAAGUUGUAUUGAAAUGUAUGACCCAACGUCAAAUGUGUGGUCUAUUCUACAAAAUACAGAUGUACUAGGUUUUACAAGUGCUGUAAGUUUCAAAGAAGGUAUUUAUCUGGUACGUCAUGAGAGAUAUAAUAUUUCCUUGUAUAAAUAUGAUUUUGAUAAGAAGGAACUACUAUCAUGUGCUGAAUAUCAUAAUGCAUGUGAUACUGAUUCCAAUCAGUGGCUCACCUUAACUUCCCUGCGAAUCCCAAAAGACUCCUUACAAUCAUUUGUACAACUCAAUACAGUAUAA